Molecule: messenger RNA, 1986 nt
Organism: Stylonychia lemnae
Lineage: Eukaryota; Ciliophora; Spirotrichea; Sporadotrichida; Oxytrichidae
Source: the annotation of a GenBank genome assembly
AUGGAUCAUACAGACAGUCAAAAGCCAGAGUUUGAAAAAAUCUAAGGUUUUGCUACCAAAGUUAUCAUUGAUUGCGACCCAGGUGGAGAUGACGCACAUGCUAUUCUCCUUGCAUAAUAUUUAUCAAAAGCUUUCAAUGUACAAAUACUCGGAUUGACAACAGGAGGAGGAAAUCAGACUGUAGACAUGGUGACAAAAAACUCAUAAAUUAUAAUUGAUAUCCAUGGUGAAACUGGGUUUUUAGUUCAUAAGGGAACUCAGAGAGAUGAUAUUUUGCACAUAUAAGAUGGAUUUUUCGGUAAAGAUUCAUUUGGUGGUUAUCAAAGCAAGUAUCAAGAAAUCUAUGGUGAGAUAGGCGAUAAGCAUUUAUCCAAGCAAACAGCCAUUGAAUUCCUCCUUGAAUAAGUUAAUCUAUUUCCAAAUGAGAUCUCCCUUAUUUGUGUGGGCUGUUUCACCAACAUUCAAAAUGCUCUUAUUUAGAUGCCAGACUUUCUAGAUAAGCUCAAGAACAUUGUAGUAAUGGGAGGAACUCAUUCUGGUAUUGGAAAUGCACCAAAUUGGGUAUCUGAGUAUAAUUUUCAUGUGGAUCCAAAUGCUGCUAAGCAAAUCUUUGAAAAAGCAAAAAAUAUCACUUUGAUUUCUUUCGAUCUAUGCUAUGAUUACUAUAACAAUAUGAGUGAUGAAGAUUAAGCUGCUAUUUAUGGCUAGAAUACUAAAUUGGCAAACUUUAUAAGAUAAUCUAACAGCUAGGCUUUUAAAAAAGUUAAAAGAUAUACGAUCUGUGAUCAAGUUGCUGUUGCGGUAGCAUUAGAUCCAAGAAUUGUUCUUGACUAUGAGUAAAAGUAAUGCAAAAUAUAUGAUGAUAAAGAUGAAUCUACAAGAGGAAUGGUUGCGAUAAAUUGGAUUGAAUUCUACAACAUUAAGGAUCUACAAAAAGUCAACAUCGUAACUAAAAUAGACAAGAAAUUAUUGACUAUGUACCUUAGAGACUGCUUGAAAGAUGGUUUAGAUGUCUUUUCAAAUUUCUAACAUGAGUGUCAAGAAAAUUAGAAAGCUUUAAGUGUAUAUCUAGAGGCUUUAGGAAUUCCUGAUUACCUUAAGAUCGAUCCAUCUUUAGGCUCUCUAUUAAUGAUCCAGAUGAAACAUCUAGAAAGAUUUCCUCUUUGCGAUCUUAUAACACAUCAAAAUAAAGAUUAUGAAUUCUACUCAUUAGUAAGGAGUUUAAUUGAAGACAAAGAGAAGUUUAAUAUUGGAUCAAUCAUUGAGCAUACAGUUCUUCUUUACUAUGUUUUAAAGCAACUUAACUUUGAAGUUGAGAUUAUUAAAGCAACAAAUUUCGAUCAAUCAUCAGAAAUUUAAGAUAAACAAAAUUAAAAUACCUUGGAAGAAAGAAAAUUAGACUAAGAAGAGGAAACUAAUCAAUUGGUUCUCAUUGUCAAAUUCUAAGGACAUAGAAACUAGACAAAGAAUUUCUUGGUUGAUUUCGGCUUAAUGCAAAAAAAUGCCAGAUAUCCAAUCCCACUAUAAAAUGAAUAAGGAGAAAGAGUUUAUUAGAUUGGUAAAAACUAAAGAUUCAUUAUAAACAAAGUUGAGGAUUAAUUUGAGAUUUAUUAUUCAGGAAGUGAUGGUCAUUAGCAUACUUAAAUGAAAUUUUAAUAUCCUUAGCAGAAACAACUGACCAUCAAGUAAGCUCUUGAUAUAAUUUCUAAUUAAGGUAAAAUUUUAAAUGAUGAACAGCAAGCUUCGGAAAUUCAAAUGAAGCGAGAUUCAGGCAUAAAUCUCGUUAAGUUUUUACCAAAAGGUUUAGUUAACUUAAAGAGAAUGCCUAUUAACCCUGAUUUUUAUGGAGAAUUUCAUAUUAAUAUAAUGGAUAAAGAAUAAUAACUAGUUUAAAUUAAGUCAUCUGAAGAAUUUGAUCAACUAUUUGAAAAGCUCAGGAUUAAUGAUGAUCUAUCAGAUAUUUUGAAUUUAACUUAGAAACAAUGA